Molecule: messenger RNA, 1356 nt
Organism: Aspergillus terreus NIH2624
Lineage: Eukaryota; Fungi; Ascomycota; Eurotiomycetes; Eurotiales; Aspergillaceae
Exons: 1
Coding region: 1-1356 (451 amino acids)
Source: RefSeq, a predicted model, not a curated record
AUGUCCGUCUCCGCCUUCCCAAUCCCCUGUCUUCUCCCCCUCCUCAACGGCGCAGGUAGCCUUCUGGGAAGCGGCGGCCUGAGCGGAAGUCUGAGCGGAGCUCUCAGCGGCAGUGGCAGCGCCGACGCCGGUCUGGAUACUGGUUUCGGCGCCGGAGCCAGCGGUAGCGCCAGCGGCAGCGGAAGUGCCAGCGGACAUGGUGGAUUUGGUCUCGGAAUUGGGGGUGGCCUGGGCGCCGGAGCGUCUGGCACUGCCGGGCUCGGUGGCGGCUUCGGUCUGGGUGCUAGUCCUACUGCUAGCGCUGGUCUUGGCGGCAGUGCUGGGCUUGGACUUGGUCUUGGAGGAAGUGGAAGUGCUGGAAUUGGAGGAAGUGCCAGCGGAGGUGCCGGCGUUGAAGGUUCCGGCGGCGCUGAUGUUGGUGGAAGUGCCAGCGGUGGUGUUAGCGGUGGAGCCGGCAUUGAAGGCUCUGGCAGCGCCAGUGGCAGCGCUGGUGGCAGUGCUGGUGCCGGUAUUGAAGGCUCCGGCGGUGCCGAUGUUGGCGGAAGUGCCAGCGGCGGAGCAGACAUCGGAGGAAGUGCUGGUAUCGGGGGUUCUGGCAGCGUCGGUGGUGGUGCCAGCCUCGGCGGCAGCGCAGAUCUGGGAGCUGGUGCUGGACUUGGUGGCAGCGGCGAGGCCGGAGCUGGAAUCGAAGGCUCUGGUGAUGCCGGUCUGAGUGGCAGCGCUGGGAUUGGAGCUGGUGCUGCAGGUGAAGCUGGUGGACAGGGUGGCGUCGACAUCCCCAUUCCUUCGGUCUCUGCGUCUACGUAUCCCACCGCCACGACUACUUGGAUCAGCGCUACCACCAGCGUGAGUCUCUCGAAUGGCGGUGCCAGCGGUAGCCUCGAAGCUGGCGGCAGCAUCGGUGGAAGCGGUGGCUCUGGAGCCGGAGUUGAUGCCGGUAUUGGAGCUGACAUUGGAGCCGGUGCUGAUGCUCAAGGCGGUGCUGGAGUCGGCGCGGGUGCUGACACUGGAGCCGAUAUUGGAGCUGGAGCAGGGAUUGGUGCUGGAGCCGAUAUUGGCGCUGAUACCGGAGUCGACGCUGGAGAUGACACUGAGUCCGGAUCCGAAUGUGACGAUGACUCUGGCGACGAUACUGAGGCGGGCACUGGAGCGGAUGCUGGGGGUGACACUGGAGCUGAUGCGGAAGGGAGCGCAACUGCUGGAGCCGGUGCCAGUGCAACUGCAUCAGCCGACGCGCAUGCCCACGGCAGUGGAAAUGCUUCUGCCAACGCUAGUGCUGGGGCCUCCGCUGGUGUUGGCGGUGAUGCCUCUGCUAGCGCUGAUGCGCAAGCUUCUGCUGGUGUGAGCGGUCACUAG